UUGAUGCGCAUAAAUCGAGCGUCAAAUGUCGUUGCAGUUAUUUACUCAUUAUAAUAAUCGACUUUAUCUAUAAAAAAGCCUUUAAAAAACAAUGAAUCAUUUGCGGACAAAUGAAAUUCAUUUUCACAUGAAAUUUUGAACAAAUUAAUGAUUGUGAUAUUAUUGUGAUUUAUUUUUUAUCAGUUUAUAUAACCUAGUUAUUAUCAACAUUUCAAGUAAAUUCUUCGUGACAACUCUAAUAACACGAUCAUACGGAAUCAUAUUUAUUGAACCUCACGAAAAAAGAAUAAAAAGUACUAAUCAAUUUAUUGAAAUGGGUGGAGCUUAAGAUUCAGGAUCUCAUCAUUAAAGAACCACUUGAACGAGUUGAAUAAAAUUGAAUUGAAUACUUGCAAAAUCAUAAUUAAAGAUGUUGUAAUUUUCUUUGGAUUUACUCUUGAAGGUUAUAGCAGCCUUCAAGGUCUUAUUAUGAAAUACUGACUCUCUCUCAAUAUUGCUCUGUGAUUAUUAGUUUUUCAAACUUUCUCUUCAAUAUCACUAAUAAACCAUUUGCUAAUUUCUUUGACACAUCAACAACUUGACUAGAAUUACAUGGAAACAUCAAGAAAAAGGGGAUAAUGGCCGAGAGCAUGGUUACACCAUCAGUUAAUGGAGAAGAAAUGAUGGAAGUUGUGAUUGAUGGUGAUGAUAUCGAUGAGGAAGAGUCAGAUGGUGUGAUAGUCCCGGAACUACAAGGUACUCUUUCCAAAUGGACUAACUACAUACAUGGCUGGCAGACACGUUUUAUUGUACUGAAAGAUGGCACGUUGUCUUACUACAAAUCAGAACAUGACAGUGGUUUUGGUUGUAGAGGUUCAAUUAGCCUCUACAAAGCUGAUAUUAAGGGUCAUGAAUUUGAUGAAUGUCGAUUCGAUGUAUCUGUGAAUGACGGACUUGUUUGGUAUCUUCGAGCUAAUUCUCCUGAAGAAAAACAACGCUGGGUUGACGUACUCAAAUCGUACAAAGCCGAGUCUGGAUAUAGCAGUGAAAAUAGUUUGAAAAGACAUGGUAGCACGGUAUCAUUGAUAUCGAACACACAGUCUAUAGCUAGUGGAGGAAGUUUGAGCAAACGAGGGUCAAGAAAUUUGAAAGAAAAACUCGCUGAGUUGGAGACUUUUAAAGAUAUUUUGAGCCAACAAGUAGACACUUUGCAGAAAUAUUUUGAUAACUGUGCUGAAAAUGCACGCAAUAUAUCAGCUAAAAAUACAACAGAUAAAAACGAUACAAGUUUCGAUCCUGCAUUACAAUCGAUCGAUUUUAAAGGCGAAGCAAUUACUUUUAAAGCAACAAGUGAAGGAGUACUUGCUACUCUACAGCAUUGCGUCGAAUUAAUGAGCCAACGUGAGGACGCUUGGCGUCGUAGAUGGGAAAAAGAGAUGGAAAGAAGAAAAAAAAUGCAAGAACUAUAUAAAGCAUUGAAAGAUCAAUUAAAUGUACAUCGAAAUGACACAACAAGGCCUAGAGUUCUAAUUCAUGGUGGUCCAGAUUAUGAAGAAGGCCCUCACAGUGCGUUAUGUGACGAAGAAUUUUAUGAUGCAGUGGAAACAGGUUUAGAUAAGAUUGAAGAAGAAAAUCAGCUACGAGAUCGUUUAAAGCAAAAAUCUGUAUCAAUUUCUACCAAUCCUCCUGCAACUUCUGCAACAAAACAUAAACUAUGGCCUGAGAUUGAGAAAGUUACAAUGGAACAAUUGCACUAUGCACGUCUAGGUGUCGGAGGAACUGGUGGAUGGCAAUUAUUUGCUGAAGAUGGAGACAUGCGUAUGUAUAGGCGUGAAGAAGAAGCUGAUGGACUAGUUGUUGAUCCCCUUAAGGCAUGUCACGUCGUAAAAGGUGUAACAGCUCGAGAAGUUUGUGAAAUAUUUUUCAGCCCAGAAUACAGAAGUGGCUGGGAGGCUACUCUCGAGGAUAUGACAGUUGUGGAAACAAUAUCUAGUGAUACAUUAGUGUUUUUACAGACACACAAACGUAUUUGGCCAGCCAGUCAACGUGAUGCUCUUUUCUGGUCCCAUAUGCGUAGUGUUGUUGAUGAACAAGAUCCAGAUGCAUCAGAGUUAUAUAUUGUUUGCAAUCACAGUACUGAACAUCCAGAUUAUCCUCCAAAUUCUGGAAAAUGUGUCAGGGUUUAUUUGACAGUUUGCCUCGUUUGUCAGACUUUUGUUGAUCCACCAAAGGAUCCUAAAAAUAUAACAAGGGAUGAAAUCACGUGUAAAAUAACAUAUUGUUCUGUGGUGAAUCCUGGUGGUUGGGCACCAGCUUCAGUACUUCGAGCAGUUUACAAACGCGAGUACCCGAAAUUUUUAAAACGCUUUACAAGCUUUUGCAUUGAGCAGUGUAAAAAUAGACCGAUAAAGAUUUAAUAAAUAGAAAAAGAAAAAUUUUAAAAAACAAAAAAAUCAUUAUAUAUGUAACUUUUUUUUAAAACUAUUAACAAUUUGGAUAUUGUAAACAUAAGAAACACUUUUAUCUGUAUUUUUACUGGUCUCAUUUACAACUCAGUCAAAAAUUUCAUGAGUACAAAUUGUACGAUUUAAUACUUGUCUAUCAAUUAGUUAAAAUGGACAAUGAAUGUAAUCGAAAUGCUUAGAUGACUAUAACUGAUAACAAAUCAGGUGAUAAAGGAUGUUAUACCACUCGUUUAUCACUAUGAACAAACGAAAUUACCUGGCUUACUCGAUAAUUCACCACUAUUGAGUGUUAUUUGAUUAGUUAGAAUACGAAGAUGUACAAAGUUUAAAUGUGCAUAUACUUCUUAUUCACUGUUGCAAUCUGCCAGUUACUUUAUGGGAAUCUAUAUAACAGUGGUAUAUAAAUAAUAUUGUUAUAAAUAAUCUUUAUUUAUACAAAAAAGGAAAGAGAAUUAUGUAAAGCGAUGAAAUGAAUGAAACUCAAUAAAGACUGUUGUAGAUUUAUGGAGGAAUAUAAAAAAUCAUUGGUUUUGUU
Molecule: messenger RNA, 2979 nt
Organism: Chelonus insularis
Lineage: Eukaryota; Metazoa; Arthropoda; Insecta; Hymenoptera; Braconidae
Gene: cert
Product: ceramide transfer protein
Exons: 7
Coding region: 618-2396 (592 amino acids)
Biological process (GO): ER to Golgi ceramide transport
Molecular function (GO): lipid binding
Source: RefSeq, a predicted model, not a curated record